Messenger RNA from Pristis pectinata (smalltooth sawfish), 564 nucleotides. Its product is annotated as troponin I, slow skeletal muscle-like. Lineage: Eukaryota; Metazoa; Chordata; Chondrichthyes; Rhinopristiformes; Pristidae. The transcript is spliced from 6 exons. Gene Ontology annotation, biological process: muscle contraction. Gene Ontology annotation, cellular component: troponin complex. Bases 1 to 564 code for a protein of 187 amino acids. The record is from RefSeq and is a predicted model, not a curated record.
AUGACUUUGACAGGAACUUGGAAAAGGGCCAAAAUCCCGAUUGCACGUAAAAUACACCUCAAGAGUUUGAUGCUUGCAAAUGCCUCCAAGAAACUGGAAAAAGAAAAGAGUGAAAGAGAUACAGAGAAAAAUCGUGUGCUUAAGGAAACUGUGCCAGAACUUAACACGUCAAGCCUUUCAAUUCAGGAAUUGCAAAGUAUGUGCAAAAAAUUCCACCAGAUGAUCGAUAGUGUUGAUGCGGAGCGCUAUGAUGUUGAAGUUAAAGUAUCCAAAAAUGCCAGAGAGAUCGAUAACUUAACCCAGAAGGUCUUAGAUCUCAAAGGCAAAUUCAAACGUCCAACCCUACGUCGAGUCAGAGUAUCUGCUGAUGAAAUGUUGGGUGCUAUAGCAGAGACCACCUACAAAACUUCCAUGGAUUUGAGGUCACAUUUAAAAUCAGUGAAAAAAGAGGAUGAAAAGGAACACAAACAGGUUGAAGUCCACGACUGGCGGAAGAAUGUAGAAGCCAUGUCUGGAAUGGAAGGAAGAAAGAAGAAAUUUGAUACUGGUGCUCCACCUCAAUAA